Molecule: messenger RNA, 942 nt
Organism: Saprolegnia parasitica CBS 223.65
Lineage: Eukaryota; Oomycota; Saprolegniomycetes; Saprolegniales; Saprolegniaceae
Exons: 2
Coding region: 1-942 (313 amino acids)
Source: RefSeq, a predicted model, not a curated record
AUGGCCAGUUACAAGCACGAUGUGUCCGUGGCCGUUGCGUGGGGAUUCUCGGCGCGCGUCGCUCUCUUCGUCAUCGUCUACUUGCAGCUCGUCGUUGGGCUCAUCUACUUCGCUCUCCUCGGUCUCAUCCUCUUUAGCUUUACGGACAUCCAAACGCGCAUCACGCAAACCACGGCUCCGCGCGCUUACGGCGCCAUCUUCUUCGCCAUUGCGGCACUCUACCUUUUCUCGAUGGUGCCUUGUCGCUUGACCACGCGCAAGGACAGCGUGCAGCCGUUACCGACACCCUCUCGCUUUCACAUGCCGCUGCGGCUCCUGCUGGGCCUCGGCCACUCGGGAUCGCUGGUGUGCGAGGCCUUCUUCGCCUUCGUCAUGGCCAAGACGCUCACAGACUACCGCGUCGCGUGGGCAUACAGCUUCUGCCUCGUGCUGCACGGCAUCACGAUCGCGUCCUUGCUGUCGCGUGAGGGCAUGUCUCGCCCACAGCUCGUCGUCGUCGGCCUCGUUGACUCACUCUUUGCGUGCGGGCUUUCCGUCGGCUUCCCGCUCUGUCAAGUCGUGCUCCCGCUGGUGCACUUCCUCCUCUUCACCAACCAGAGCCAAGGCCACGACUUCAACUGGUACGCCAACUACUUGACGUCUGUGCGCCUACUCUUUGCGACGUCGCCGCUCAAGGCCAUCACGGCCAUCUGUCCCAGCAUCGUCGUCUGCAGUACACUGCGCGGCGCUCUGGACGUCGCCCGCCCCGGCAGUAUGAUUCACAUGCAGCCCAUCACGGACCAGAAGCCUCGUCCGACACGCAUCCUCCGGCGUCUCCUGCUGUUCAACGGCCUUGUCUGCGUCGGUGUCUCGGCGGCGACGUUGCACGCGGUGCUGCGGGCAAGCCCAUGUCCGAGCCACUGCCGGUACGAGACAAAGCCGUGGUUUGCUCAACUGCCAUGA